GUCGUUACUAUUUAUGAGAAGAAGCGUCGCCAUAGUAGGAUCUGCUGUUCAUUCAUAGAUGGCAACAAUGUAUGUAUCUGCUGCUUCGUGAAGAGGAGGAUGUGUGUCGUGACUGACGGUCAGUACUUAACAGAAGUUCAGGAACUCGAGUCGCAGUUUUCUUUCUGAAAUGAAGCUGAAGAAGAAACAAAACUCCUCUAAUGACUUACUAUGAGAAAGUUUGCGUCGCUUUUAAGGAAAGCUGUAUUUAUCAGAGAUGAUUACCACUGUGUUACCAACUGUGCCCUCCACGAGCUCACCAGUGGACCCGAGGACAAUCUACGUGGGUGCAUUCUGUUGCGUGGCAUUUUUUCUGAUGAUUGUGGUGUUGCUGUUUACUGUGUUUCGGAAGAUUCCUCCCUGCUGCAAAAAGAGGGUUUAUCAGGAAUCUCGUACUGACAUGGAAGCCCCACCGCAGUACUACAACAGCAGACAGACUCUCGUGGGUUCUUCUGAUAUGGAGCAAACGCGUGACACAGGUCAUGAUAAUAUGAGCGCACAGACAGGGUCUUUGUUCCUCAUCGGUGUGCCCAGCAGCUACUAUCUUUCCUCGCUGGAGCCUCCUCUUCCUCGUCUGCCCUCUUACGAGAGCGUACGCAAGAAAGACAGACAACGGCAGAUUCACAUGAUGAUAGCCGAUCGCUUCGGACUGAACUCAUCCGGUGAACCUGAGCCACCUCCGACGUACGAGGAGAGCAUUCGUCAGUCUGUCCAGUCCAUCGAUGUUCCCAUUGACAUCCUGGCACCUGACGAGCCCCCACACACUUCACCUCCAGCCUCUGAGUCCUGCACAGAUCUCCCUUCAUAUGAAGAGCACAUGACAGACUCACAAAAUCCCAGCGGCACUCUUAAUUAAAACACAACUCAUGGGAAUAUGUGGAAAUAAAACAUGAAAUCUACUGUGAGUGAAAACUGAGCUGCUGUGGGGUCGCCCUGAUGGCCACUCUAACUUUAUACAAAACACUGAACAUUAAGACAAAUGUGGAUGUUUAUUUGCUGUGCUUGCAAAAGACAGCAAAAGUAGGACAUGUUGUCUUACCUAUGCAAUAUCUUGCACUGCCUAGUGCACAAGCAGAAGAGACAGAUCACUACUGGAAAAGGGAAAGCGAAAAAGUAGAGCAUGUUGGAUUUGACUGUUAAAGGCAACAUGGUCCCAUUAUAAUGACUAAGAACAAGAACAAAAUGAUGUUCAUCCGAAUAUAAAAAUUUUUUUAUUUUUUUUAUCCAUUGAUCCAACAACACUCCAACCAUCUUUGAGCUGUGAUGCCAUUGAGUUCCCACACUUUAAAGACAAGAUCUAAGCAAAACCUGAAUUUGGAGUUUAUUAUACAUUUUGUAAUUAUAAAUUGUACGAUUUAACAUAUUUUUUAAAUAGAUAACUUUUACGGUCCUGGAAAUCUUAACAGGAACUUAUGUUGAAAAGUUUUUACAUUAUUUUGAGAAAUGUUUGAAUUCACGUCUGCACAAUAAGAUCAGGGCAUUCAAUGAUGUAAAAGGGUUCAGAUUUGAUUCAAUGUUGUGUUUUGCAGAGAUGGCAGGUUCAUCUCACACCAAAGUAGCAAUCGUUGUACUGUUUGUCUUGCACAAAAAUGGGAUUAGAAGCCAUUUGGGCAUUACAGGGAAAUUUCCUUUCCUUUUUUGCAAGAACUGAUCUAAGAUUUCACUGUUUUAUCAUAAGUAAUAAUUUUGUGCUUUUUAUAUUCAUAUGAAUGUGUUAUAUUCAUUUUUCUGAAUUUGUUUUUGUAAAUAAAAUAAGUGUGAUCGUUAUUUUAGGCAAUAAGAAAGUUUCAUUUUAAUUUCAACCAACUAUUUGAUUUUAUCAUUGUCUAUUCUCUAUUUUAUUUUUGUAAGGUUCAGUGGGCGGAUCUAUCAAUCACAGGGGGGCGUGUCAAACUCAUAAACAGUGGGUGUUUCUCAAACGUGGAGGAUGCGCUCACUAUUAUAGUAGGCUACUUCUGACAGUUCAAGGUUAAAGUCCUCCACAACUAUAAAUGCAGGAAUGAGACGGUCUAAUAAGUGUACAUUGCAACUUCAUAAAGGUUCCCACCCCUGUGUUCUUGUCAUGGCAACUUUAAGUUGAAGAUAAUGCAAUGUAUCACCACUAAAAGUUAUUACAACUCUCCAUAAAUUCAGUACAGUGAAUGAGAAUCAUAUAUCAACCGUUUGUGCUCUCCCAGUUCUAUACAGAAUUUGCAGUUUAACUUUGUGAUCAAUUUACAACAAAAUCAAGGCAAACAUGAAUGUCUUUGUGCGUAAAACAUGCUUUUGUCUUACAUUUCAUACUGAAAUGACGUGCCCACUCAUUUCCUACCAAUGUUUUAGAAUGAAAUUGGGUGACAAAAGUGCCAAUUUGAUGUUUUUUGAAUACGUGCAAAUGAUUAGCGAUUUGAGGUCAUGAAGGAAGUUCCUACAUCCUUAAAAAGUGUCUGAAUAAAGGGCAUAAAACAGAAGCAACUUUGAAUUGAAAUGGCCUUUGAUGAUACAUGAUGACAUGGCAGCCUUCAUAGGACGCAUCCUCGCAUUUGAGAAACACCCCUCACUGAGCUUAAUUAGCAUAUCUGUCAUCCAAUGGCCGAUGUGUAAACAAUCCAAGACCCACUGUAGCAAAACUGCAUUACAAGACAUGUUAGUAUAUUCUGACGCCAUGCAUUUCAA
Paramisgurnus dabryanus is the source of this 2694-nucleotide messenger RNA. RefSeq lists its product as uncharacterized. Lineage: Eukaryota; Metazoa; Chordata; Actinopteri; Cypriniformes; Cobitidae. The record is from RefSeq and is a predicted model, not a curated record.